AUGCCCUGCCCUGGACGCAUCGCUACCGAGCGUCUUGACCCUAUUGUCUCCCCUGGCGGCAUCUCUGGUCACGUCCACACCAUCUCCGGCUCAAACGGAUUCAAGCCUGAGAUGACAUAUGCUGAUGCUCGUGGAGGUGCAUGCUCUUCAUGCCCCAUCAAGCAAGACAUGUCCAACUACUGGACCCCCAAGCUCUACUACCAAUCUGAGAACGGCACAUUCAUUGACGUUCCCCAAGCUGGUGACGGCCAAGGUGUCUACGGUGGUAUGACUGUUUACUACCUCCAGAGAGGCGGUCCCAACAACGACAACCUUACUGCUUUCCCUGAAGGCUUCCGUAUGCUUGCUGGUGACCCCUUCAAGCGUGCAGAGACCGACGACUUUGCUGGCCAGGCUGUCAGCUUUGUCUGCCUCGACUACAGCGGUACCUCUUCUUACACCAGUGGCCUUCCUAACAAGGUCUGCCCUGAUGGUCUGCGCGCUCAAGUCUUCUUCCCCUCUUGCUGGGAUGGCCAGAACCUUGACUCUGCCGACCACAAGUCCCACAUGGCUUACCCUACCAAAUACUCUUACGACAACGGUCCUUGCCCUGCAUCUCACCCUGUUCACAUGAUCUCCAUCUUCUACGAGAUCAUCUACUCCACUGCCGGCUUCGAUUGGUGGAACGGCACCAACCAGCCUUUCGUUUUCGCUCAAGGUGACCCUACUGGCUAUGGGUUCCACGGUGACUUCAUCAACGGCUGGGAUGUCCCCACUCUUCAGGAGGCAACCAACACCUGCAACAACGACUCUGGUCUCAUCACCGACUGCCCUGUUUUCGACUUCUUCACCACCGCCGAGUCCCAGGCUUGUGUCAUUGCCCCUGUCAUCGACGAAGCUGUCACUGGUGAAUUGGCAAAGCUCCCUGGUUGCAACCCUGUCACCUAUGGCCCUGGCGAGGCUCCUUACCACGAGGCUGGUUGCACUGACAAUGCUACUCUUGGAUACGAACCCGUCUACUACCAGAACAUCACCGGCUGGGACUACGUUGGUUGCGCUCCCGACUCUGUCAGCAGCCGCACUCUUGCCAACUCGACUUACAUGUCUAGCGAUAUGACCGUUGAGAGCUGCUUGUCAUACUGCAAGGGCAAGGGUCUCAACUACGCUGGUCUCGAGUACGCUACCCAAUGCUACUGUGGUUCUUCUCUUCCUGCCGCCCUCGCGCCCACCCCCGGUGUCCUCGGAAACUGCUUCUCUCCUUGCGCCGGUAACUCUUCGCAGUACUGCGGUGGUGCCAACCGUCUCAGCAUCUAC
This is a messenger RNA of Aureobasidium melanogenum CBS 110374, 1293 nucleotides long. RefSeq names its product WSC domain protein. The record is from RefSeq and is a predicted model, not a curated record. The annotation marks the transcript as partial. NCBI's taxonomy places the organism in Eukaryota, Fungi, Ascomycota, Dothideomycetes, Dothideales, Saccotheciaceae. The transcript has 2 exons.